AUGUUUGCCUCCACUGCAAUGCACCACAACAUUCCAUCAUGCCCUCCUCUAGAACAAAGAUCCUAUUCGGAAAGCAGUGAUGACUCCAUGCAAUCGGCUUUCGGAUAUUUCGAUAACACCAUGUACACCAUGGCGGCGACCGAUCUGCCCAUGACCCAACCCUCUUUCGAACCAUCCUCCUACGAAUCCACCUCCUUCACCUCAUCCGUCAAUUCCUCCCCUUUCAACGCCUACUACAACUUCACUCCGUCUCUUAUGUACUCGCCGGAAGCAUACACUUUUCUUCAAACACAAACACCUCCAGUGCCUGUAUCGGGCGGGGAAUGGAUUGCGCCGCAAUCCACCACUCCCAGCACCGAGGUCGUAUACUCUCCGGAAGAGACUUGCGACGCAUUAGACAACUCUAGGUAUGGUUUCCGCCAUAACAGAAAAAUUUCCGACCGUAAUCUAAUCGACCUGUCUAGACCCGUCAAACCCUUCUCGUGCCGCGACUGCGGCAAGGCGUUCACACGUCCCGCCGACCUGAAACGGCAUCACACCAGUGUCCACAACCCCGUGUUUCAGGACUGCCCGGUACAAGAAUGCCUGCGCAAGGAUGGCAAUGGGUUUCCGCGUCGCGACCAUCUGAUUGAACAUCUGCGCUCGUUUCACCACUGGGACGUCCCUAAGCGUCGGACGACCAAGCGAUCGCGAACUGAUUAG
This is a messenger RNA of Aspergillus niger, 702 nucleotides long. RefSeq lists its product as uncharacterized. NCBI's taxonomy places the organism in Eukaryota, Fungi, Ascomycota, Eurotiomycetes, Eurotiales, Aspergillaceae. Bases 1 to 702 code for a protein of 233 amino acids. The record is from RefSeq and is a predicted model, not a curated record. The transcript has 2 exons.